Molecule: messenger RNA, 639 nt
Organism: Aspergillus terreus NIH2624
Lineage: Eukaryota; Fungi; Ascomycota; Eurotiomycetes; Eurotiales; Aspergillaceae
Product: putative HAD superfamily hydrolase
Exons: 2
Coding region: 1-639 (212 amino acids)
Molecular function (GO): phosphatase activity
Source: RefSeq, a predicted model, not a curated record
AUGAUCACGCUGGCCACGAACCAACUCCUCGAGCAAUAUGGAAGGCCCGCUUUAACUGCGUCCAUUAGAGCCCAGCUUAUGGGCGUCCCGGACUCGACCAAUGGCGACGUAUUCCACAACUGGGCGAAGGUGCCUAUUCCCCGUGAACAGUUCGCCGGUGAAUUGAAAGACCAAAUGCGAAAGAACUUUCAGAACUGCACACCACUGCCAGGCGCGGAGAAACUUCUGUUGAACCUCAGUCGCGCACGGAAUGCUGCUGGGGACAGGAUUGAGUUGGCAUUGGCAUCUAGCACCAAAAGCCAAAGAUUCGAAUUGAAAAUUUCCAGGCCGGAAACGAAACAGUUAUUAGGCUUUUUCCCGCCCGAGAGACGUGUGCUUGGUGAUGACUCGCGGCCCAUCCUGCCCAGCGAAUGUUUGGUGUUCGAGGAUAGUGUGCCUGGAGUAGAGGCUGGAAGACGGGCUGGGAUGAGGGUCAUCUGGGUACCACAUCCAGACGUGGCGGCCGAAUAUCAGGAAAGCUCGGGGGCGAUACAUAGAGACAACUCGCAUGUAGGAGAGGUUGACGACGGCUGGACUGAAAUCAUACCGAGUCUGGAGGAAUUCAACUACGAGAAGUACGGGAUUGACGUGCGGUUUUAA